Messenger RNA from Manduca sexta (tobacco hornworm), 803 nucleotides. RefSeq lists its product as uncharacterized. The transcript is spliced from 3 exons. The record is from RefSeq and is a predicted model, not a curated record. The coding region runs from base 108 to 761 and encodes 217 amino acids. Lineage: Eukaryota; Metazoa; Arthropoda; Insecta; Lepidoptera; Sphingidae.
UUAUGGGACACAAUUGAACCAGGCGUUUCAUUCCGCUUAGAGCGCUUUAAGCGCUUGCACUAGUUUCUUCAAGACAAUACAGUAAAGCAGUCCAAAAUAGACUUAAAAUGGACUUAAUAAAGCAUUUAUUUAUAUUGACGCUUUUUGUAAGCACAGUUGUUAGUGAUUUGAUGAAGAAUAUAAAACCGGAGUUUUACAAACAGAAUGAUGAAGCGUGCAAGGUGUUGGAAAAGGAGCCGUAUUUCGACAUAGAUCAAGUGGUUGGCAAGCCCUGGAGAAUAUAUUAUACGUGGAACAUGAAACUAGAUAAAAAAUGCUUGGACAUGAACUUUAAGAAUGCCACACAAUCGACGAUCCACCGAAUCUGGAACGAUAUGUACGAGUACCUCGAGAUGCAGCCCAACUGGGAGGCAGCCACGCUCCACGUGACCAUGGGGAAGGCGCGCCACGAGCUCCUCCUGUUCGCGGACCAGGGUCCCGCUGGCAGCUUCGUCGGUGUCCCGAAUGUUGUUAGAGAUGGGAACAUAUCGCCAACACGCAAAGCAGUCCCUCUCCUAAAAUUCCGGAUGAAAUUACUCCGUGCUGGUCAGUUUCUGCUCAUGAUGGAUUGCCACAUGGGAGUCGCCUCUCUCUCGGCCAGGGCUGAUCAGAUGCCGUACAGGUCUGAGAUAGAGCGAACUGCUGCAGAACUCCACCUCGGAGAUGGGUUUCCAGCAUGCCUGAACGACACGAAUAAAGAUGAGAAAUUCUUUGUGCAAUAAAAUUGUUUUUGUUCUUUUAUGGUUAAUAAAUGCAAUACUCUA